Molecule: messenger RNA, 2304 nt
Organism: Myxozyma melibiosi
Lineage: Eukaryota; Fungi; Ascomycota; Lipomycetes; Lipomycetales; Lipomycetaceae
Exons: 2
Coding region: 1-2304 (767 amino acids)
Biological process (GO): DNA-templated transcription; regulation of DNA-templated transcription
Cellular component (GO): nucleus
Molecular function (GO): DNA binding; DNA-binding transcription factor activity, RNA polymerase II-specific; zinc ion binding
Source: RefSeq, a predicted model, not a curated record
AUGGAGCUGACUCUCUUCAUGGGCAACAACGGCAGCGGCAACAGCUCCAAAGCCGGACCAACUCGCCGUCGCAAAAUCACGACCUGCAGAUCGUGCACCAUCCGUCGCGUAAAAUGUGACCGCCAGCGUCCAGAGUGCUCGACCUGCAGACAGCGCGGCGAUAAAUGUGAAUACUUCCAGCAGCCAAGUAAGCGCGAGGUGCAUCAACUCUCCGGCGACAGCAGCACGAGCAGCAGCAUCAGUAGACCUGUUGCUGACGACAGCCAAAAAAGCGGGUCGGACAGUAUCUCAAAAUCUAAACGGAAGAAAACGGCGAACGAGGACGCGGCAGCCAGCGCAGGAACAGAUACAGGCAUGCUGGCUGUAAAUCCCGAGACCGGUGUUGCGCGCUUCGCGACCCCAGCUUUCUGGCCUCAUUUUUUCCCAGACAUUCAAAAAGCCCAAGUUUUACGAGAAAGCGACCCCUUCGGCGUACGCCGCAGCCGCGAGAGUAGUGAAUUUGUGCUGCUUCGCGAGCAGUUGCUUGCAUCGUAUCUUCCUGAACGAGCAACAUGCGACUCGGUUUUUGAAUUUUACUGUGAUUGGAUUCUACCAUUUAGCCCGAUUAUCGCGCGACGGGAUCUAAAAGCUCUGUACGCAUCUUUUUGGCGGCAGCGGGAGCAGCAGCAGCAGCAGCAACAGCAAGCGCGACCACAACAGCAAGCACAACAGCAAGCGCAACAACAACAACCAGAGACAAAACAAGUUCACCCCCAUUUCUUCGCAGUGGUAUUCGCAACGCUCUACUGUGGCUCAUUAGCCUUGAGUGCGAAAAUGAGAUAUGUCCGCGGCGCACCGCGACUGCUAGACUACGACCCUCUCGAGGCCGAGAUAGCGGUCUACCUACGCGCGAGCGAGUCCGCUCUUCAGAUCUGCGAGUUUGCUAAACGACCCUCUUUAAUUUCGCUCUUGGCAGAGGUCUGUUUGCAAACCUGCCGACCGGCCGAGACGGACACGUCGGCGACGUGUCUGAUCUCGCUGUUGAUUCGGGCGGCGCAGACCAUGGGCUUACAUCGGGAUCCGGAGCUGUUCAAGGCGAGCAUGAGUGAGUCAGACAUGCGGCUAAGGCGGAAUAUCUGGUACAAUCUCAAAUAUCUUGACCUGGUGACGGCGUUUAUCUGCGGUCUUCCGCCAACGCUGAAGGAUCGUGCUAACGACGUGGCGCCGCCGAAGAUUGGAGAUAUGCUGGACGAGGACGCAAUUUUUAUGCUUGCAUCAUUAUCUGUCCAGUACUCGAUCUGCUCGCGAAAUGAGAUUACCGAGUAUUUCGAGCGCUCUAAAUCGUCUGAGGAGCGCUUAGAGGCAGUUCUAAACCAGAUGAAGCUGUCAUCGGAGCAGCAUCUUGAGCACGUGCGGAAGGCCUCCUCGCUCACUUUCUCGGAGCGUUCGGAGGAGGCGGAUAUAGACCGCCUGCGCUGGUUGAAGGAGUACAUGAUAUAUAUUACGACGACUGUGCAUGAGAAGACGAAGCUGCUGUUGCUGAACUAUCAAUACCGACUCAAGUGCGCGUCGUUGAACGUACCACAGACCGCACCGUCAGAAGAUCCGGAAGCUGCGUCGAUCUGGGAGCAAUCAGUGCUGUCGGGUCUACGUGUGCUCAAGUUCUGCAACUGCAAGACCUCGGAGAUGGCACACCCAGAGGUGAUCUGGUACGAGACGAACUACCCGCAAUUCCACUCCAUAAUCACUGUUUUGAAGGAUGUAUGCUACAAUCCGCACCGCAAGCUCUGGGUCACGUACGACGAAGUCCUGGAGUGCGCGGGGAUGCCCCGAGAGAGGUUCGUUGAAAAUAUCGAUGAGCGACUUGAGAGUGCGCGAGAAUGUAUGCAAAACUCGAUAAUGCUGGGAUUUAACGACGACAGCGAUUUUUCAAAGUCGCAAUGGAAAAAACUCGAGGAUUUAUACGCUAUGGCGCAGCGGGCACUAGAGAGCAGUAGCGAGAUGUCGAGAACGAGCGCGAGCGCUACAGCCGGUUUCGUGUCUUCAGAUGCCCGUACCGCGAGCGAGUCCACCGCCGCGUCGAGCCUAUCGAUUUCGACGCCGGAGCGAAUAUCCAGCUGGCCAGCAGCCUUCGGUGGGAUUGCGCAAGACGGCGCGCCCGAGCCACGCUAUGAUUUGGCAAACUACUGGAACGACGUGGAGACUAUGCUGGCGUCGGUUCUAGACAGCGAGGAUCGCCGGACUGGGUUGAUAGACGAGUCGCCGUUUGUGGGGAUGGAGCAGUUCUUUGCGGACGGAAGGUAUAACGACAGCAUGUAUACCUGA